GAUUGACAGCAUUAGCCUCUCAGUCAACAAACUAGCAGCAGCAACAUGUACAAGCUCCUCCUCGUCGUCGCCCUUUUCGGAUGUGCCCUGGCUGCCCCCUUGAACGAUGAUAAGAUCACCAAGUUCCUGGCCAACCAGGACACCGAUGGAACCUACGCCUACGAUGUCCAACAACAAAGUGGUCUCCAGAUCCAGGAGGAGGGUCAGGCUGGACAUUAUGCUCGCGGUUCCUUCUCCUACACCUCUCCCGAGGGCGUUCCCGUCCAGCUGAUCUACACUGCCGAUGAGUUCGGCUUCCACCCACAGUCCAACCUCCUGCCCACUCCCCCACCAAUCCCAGAGGCAAUCCUGCGCUCCAUCCAAUUCAUCCAGGAGCAUCCCACUCCCGAGGAGUUGGCCGAUCGUCAAGUCCGCGCCCAACAGAUCUAAAUCAGGAUCACCAAUUAGUCUUAGUCUUAAGUUUGCCCAAGAAGUCUACGCAUGAUUUGUUAAUCCAUUUCGAACGAUUAAAGCCAUCCAGCAUCCGCUGUUGUUAAUUGAA
Drosophila rhopaloa is the source of this 541-nucleotide messenger RNA. It is a transcript of the gene Cpr65Ea, whose product is annotated as pupal cuticle protein Edg-78E. The record is from RefSeq and is a predicted model, not a curated record. Gene Ontology annotation, molecular function: structural constituent of chitin-based larval cuticle. The transcript is spliced from 2 exons. Gene Ontology annotation, cellular component: chitin-based extracellular matrix. NCBI's taxonomy places the organism in Eukaryota, Metazoa, Arthropoda, Insecta, Diptera, Drosophilidae. Bases 46 to 429 code for a protein of 127 amino acids.